Molecule: messenger RNA, 1272 nt
Organism: Armigeres subalbatus
Lineage: Eukaryota; Metazoa; Arthropoda; Insecta; Diptera; Culicidae
Exons: 2
Coding region: 1-1272 (423 amino acids)
Molecular function (GO): catalytic activity
Source: RefSeq, a predicted model, not a curated record
AUGACGCCUGAAGCGUGCCUCCAAUGUGUGGACCUGGAUGAAAUUACCACGGCGGACGAGCACCUGCUGUGGCAAUCUGCGAGGGAUUCGAAAUGCGACGUUGCAAUCAUCUCUGAUCCAUACCGGAUCCCGCCAGGAAACGGUAAUUGGGUAGCGGAUGAAGCAGGAACCGCCGCUAUAUGUACGGUAGGAAGAUACCCAUACCAAGAAAUUGUGUAUCGCGCAGCUGAAGGCUUCGUGAUCGCCAAAGUUAACGGAAUCUAUAUAUGUAGCUGCUACGCACCGCCACGUUGGACGAUUGAUCAGUUCAACCGGAUGCUGGAUAAGGUAGCAGAGGAACUUAUCGACAGGAGGCCAGUCGUCAUUGCUGGGGACUUCAACGCCUGGGCAGUAGAGUGGGGCAGUCGUUGCACUAACCCUAGAGGUUGGAGUCUACUAGAAGCAUUUGCCAGGCUCAAUGUAGACUUGAUUAAUGAAGGUUCGACGAGCACAUAUCGAAGGGAUGGCAGAGAGUCCAUCAUUGAUGUUACCUUCUGCAGUCCUGCCUUAGCAAGGAACACGAACUGGAGAGUCUGCGAGGACUAUACGCAUAGCGACCAUCAAGCGGUCCUGUAUUGUGUCGGAGGGAGGGUACACUCGGAACCACGCGAGAGCAGUAUCAAGGAGCGAAAGUGGAAGACAGAAUCCUUUGACAAGGAUGUGUUUGCGGAAGCAAUGCGAUUCGAGCGCAAUCUUCAAAAUCUGAGUCCAGACGAGCUGGUUGCAGCAUUGACCCGAGCCUGCGAUGCAACCAUGCCGAGAAAGGUACAGCCACGGUAUGCACGCAGGCAAAUCUAUUGGUGGAAUGAAACGAUCGCAGAACUCCGUCGUAGCUGUUUUCGAGCAAGGAGGAGGAUGCAGAGAGCCCGCAGCGAUGUAGAAAGAGAAGACCGCAGACCAGUGUUUAGGGCGGCCAAAGCCGCUCUUAAAAAGGAAAUUAGGCUCAGUAAGGCAGCCUGCAUGAAUGAGCUCUGCCACAACGCGAAUGCAAACCCAUGGGGGGAUGCAUACAGGGUCGCUAUGGCUAAGAUUAAAGGCCCAGCGAUACCGCUAGAGAGGAGCCCAGAAAAACUCAAAGCAAUUAUUGAGGGACUGUUUCCGUAUCACGAAGCACCAGUCUGGCCUCCCACACCUUAUGGUGAGGCCAACACCAGCAGAGAUGAAGCCCGUGUCACUAACCUCGAACUAGUUACGGCAGCAAAAAGCCUAAAACUAAUAAGGCUCCGGGACUAG